CUCGUCGUCAGUCCGCUGCCGCUCCUCGUAUCGCACGACUUCAGUAUGUCUCUGUUGCAGCACGUUGUCUAUGCUGGCCUUGCGGGUAUUGUCGCUGUGACAGUCCUACGCUGGGUCAGUCAACAAAUUAGCCACAUUCGAUUCAAGCGCGCCAUGGGCUGUGGCGACAUUCCUCGAUAUCCUCACAUCGACCGGAUCUUCGGCCUAGACAUUGUGCUCGGCAUGGCAAAGUCGCUCAAGUACGACUAUUUCUUGGUCUGGCUCAACCAGGUGCACCGAGGGCUUCCAAAGACGUUUGUGGUGAACUUCCUCUGGUCACGGUUCAUAUGGACGAUCGAGCCGGAGAACAUGAAAUGCAUGUCCGCCACCAACUGGCGGGACUUUGCCGUAGGACCCAUGAGACGCAACAACAAAGCCACACAUCCCUUCGCAGACAAGGGCGUCAACACGGUCGAUGGCAAGGAGUGGGAGUUCAGCCGCACCCUGAUCAAGCCCUUUUUCGUCGCAGAGGGCUUCAAGAACACGGGGCGACUGUCGGGUCACGUGGACCGCCUAUUCGCACGCUUCCCGGCGGACGGCGAGACAUUUGACAUUCAGCAGCUUGUACAGCUAUGGUUCCUGGACACGACGACCGAGUUCCUGUUUGGCGAGUCGAUUGGCAGUCUGGAGCACCCGGAGCGGGCGUCGCUAUGCUGGGCUAUGGUCGACGUGUUGCGCGGGCUGCGGCUCCGCCUGCAGUGGUACAAGUAUCUCUUCCUGUUCCGACACCAGUCCUGGCUGGAUGCCGUCGCCGUCGUACACGAUUUUCUCAAUCGCCAUCUCGACCGCACUUGGCGGGAGUUGGAAGAAAAGGAAGAGAAGGAGAGGGAGAACGAGGACAAGCGGUCCCGGGGGGAGACGGCGGUGGCCGAGCGGGCCGAGCGGACCGAUCUCCUGUGGUCCAUGGCCGGCCAGCUGCGGGACAAGGAGGCGCUGCGGUCGCAACUCUGCCUGAUCUUUGUGCCGAACAACGACACAACGUCCAUCUUCAUUAGCCACAUCCUCUGGAAUCUGGCUCGACGGCCCGACAUCUACGCUCGAUGUCGGGCAGAGGUCUUGGCGCACGGCGAUGCCGAAUUGUCCUUUGAAGCGCUGCGGAGCAUGAAAUACCUCAACGCGGUAAUGAUGGAAACACAUCGCCUCCACCCCAACGGGGUCACUCAAGUGCGUAAAUGCAUCAACGACACCAUUCUGCCCUGUGGCGGGGGACGAGACGGCAAAUCCCCGAUCCACGUCCGCAAAGGCGAUGUAGUCCAAGUGAACAAAAACGUCCUGCACCGCGACCCGGACAUCUGGGGCGAGGAUGCCGAGGAUUUCAAUCCCGAUCGAUGGGACGGUCUGCGACCUUAUUGGACCUUUGUUCCCUUCGGUGGCGGGCCUCGUCGCUGUCCUGCGCAGAUGCUGGUUACCGUUGAGGCGAGUUAUAUGCUGGCGAGGAUUAUGCAGCAGUUUCGGCGAAUUGAGGCUCGAGAUCCAGCGCCUUAUGUCGGUGUGAUGCGUGUGGGACCUUCGAAUAAGACGGGCGUCAAGGUGGCGUUGUUUCGUGAUGAUGAGUCGGCGUUCGCUUGCAGGUGAGAGAGAGAAAGAGAGAGAGAGAGAGAGAGCAAGAAAGUCAGAUAAGGUGGAUGUCAAGUAGCAACGGAAACUGUAUACGC
Molecule: messenger RNA, 1694 nt
Organism: Sphaerulina musiva SO2202
Lineage: Eukaryota; Fungi; Ascomycota; Dothideomycetes; Mycosphaerellales; Mycosphaerellaceae
Product: cytochrome P450 monooxygenase
Exons: 2
Coding region: 46-1614 (522 amino acids)
Molecular function (GO): heme binding; iron ion binding; oxidoreductase activity, acting on paired donors, with incorporation or reduction of molecular oxygen, reduced flavin or flavoprotein as one donor, and incorporation of one atom of oxygen
Source: RefSeq, a predicted model, not a curated record